AUGAUUCUAGGCGUUGGACGCGCAAUUGUGGAAGAACUUGGAGCCCAGGGGAAGCAUGAAGUCAUUCUGUGGUCAAGGAGGGAUCCAUCGGAGCUUAAGAUCCCUGGAGUCAAUACUCUCCAAGUAACGGACUACAGCCAUGAAAAUCUGGUGAAUCUGCUCAAAGGAACUCAUACAGUUCUCGCUUUCUUCAACCCUAUGAGUGAUCCUGGUAGCCAAAACCAGAUCGCAUUGAUCGAUGCGGCUGUGGCUGCGAAUGUCACAAGGUUCGCCCCUAGCGAAUGGGCGGGCAAGGUCCGCUCAGGUAUCAAAAUGUAUGAUAUGAAAUUACCAGUACUUGACCACUUGGAGAACUUGAACAAAGACAAGACGGUUAUCGAAUGGGGUCUCUUCCAGCCCGGUUUGCUUAUGGAUUACCUUGCUCAUCCUUGCCCUCCUUCCAAGCAUUUCGACACGUUCCCUCUUCUGUUCGACCUGGAAAAUGCUCGUGCUUGUUUGGUCGAAGACGGCUCAGCCCCACUCGUUUUUACAAGCUCUGCGGACGUUGCUAAGGUUGUGGCACGUGCUAUCGACUACCCCGGUACUUGGACCGUUGACGGUGGAAUUGUUGGCCAGAGAACCUCCUACAAAGAGGUUGUCCAGACGGCUGAAAAGAUAACCGGCCAAAAAUUCACGAUCUAUACCCUUCGUCCGGAGGACCUGGAACGAGGAGAUUUCAUCUCGCCAUGGGUCCCUGCUUAUGCACCUAAUUUGUCAGCCGAGACUAUGAGAGACGUUGUAGUGCCUUUCAUCAGUGGUUGGGCAUUAGGCAUUUACAGAGGGGUUGCUGAUGUAAGCCCGGUGUGGAAUGAGCGCUUCCCAGAUCUUCACUACGAGACGGUGGAGGAGAUGCUUCGCGGAGCCUGGGCGAGAUUUCAGGCACAAAAGAAAGCGGAGCACUGA
This is a messenger RNA of Aspergillus fijiensis CBS 313.89, 942 nucleotides long. RefSeq names its product NAD(P)-binding protein. The transcript is spliced from 5 exons. The record is from RefSeq and is a predicted model, not a curated record. Lineage: Eukaryota; Fungi; Ascomycota; Eurotiomycetes; Eurotiales; Aspergillaceae. Bases 1 to 942 code for a protein of 313 amino acids.